CGACUUCACUCAUUGUGAACCUCCAGUGAAAAUUCCCUGGUGGAAGACUACGGAGGGAAACCUCACCAAGUACCAAGUGCCAAAAAGGUAAAUGAGUGAUGUCCAUCUUUUGCUGUUUUCUCAUUAUUUACCUCAGUGCCAUUCCGGCCUCAACAAGGAUUGACAAUGCCAUGUUGAUGCUUCCCUCCAACCCAGGGGGACAUAGUCAUGGGUUCCCCCCUGGCAGUGCCCCAAAUACUCAGCCUCUGGCAGGACGGAUGAAUGUGAGGAUGAGGGAUUUCCAUCCUUUCACAGUUGAAGCUGACUUGUUCAGAAACCGGCCCGUCCAUUCCACUCGAGUGCGGUUUCACAGUCAACACCUUGGUGAACUUUCAGCCAGUGAUACCAGAGCCUGGCAGCCCCCCAUCAAGCCGAGUCACCGCCUGAAGCGUCGUGACGCCAGUGUGCGACACCAGGGCCAGUUUUCAGUCUGUGAUAAGAAGCACCACUGGAUCCUGGAUAAGAAAGUGGCCCUGGACAUUCGGGGCCGAGAGGUGAGUGUGCUGUCACACUUCUACCUGAAUGGGACGCUGGUACGACAGAUGUUUUACGAGACUACGUGCAAGAAGAGGAAGCCCACCAGGCAAGGAUGUCGAGGAAUUGACAGCCGUCACUGGAAUUCUCACUGCGACACCACCGACAGCCACGUCCAUGCAUUGGUGCUGGACAACAAUCUCAUCAGGUGGAAUUUCAUUCGGAUCAGGACUGCCUGUGUCUGCGUUCUCACCAGGAAAACAUGGAAACCAUGACACAGUAGCGCCCGAGUCCACCCUACCUCAGUGUAAAUUA
Molecule: messenger RNA, 828 nt
Organism: Carcharodon carcharias (great white shark)
Lineage: Eukaryota; Metazoa; Chordata; Chondrichthyes; Lamniformes; Lamnidae
Product: beta-nerve growth factor-like
Exons: 2
Coding region: 99-788 (229 amino acids)
Biological process (GO): cell surface receptor protein tyrosine kinase signaling pathway; nerve growth factor signaling pathway; negative regulation of neuron apoptotic process
Molecular function (GO): growth factor activity; nerve growth factor receptor binding
Source: RefSeq, a predicted model, not a curated record